AUGGCUGUAAGCACGUCAAACGUCGCCGGUAUCGUUGCGGGUAGAAACCCACUCGAGUACCUGGCAUCGACCCCCUAUGUGCUUUUUAUUUUCCAGUCCAUCAUCAUCCUUCUUCUUUGCUGGAUACUUAAUUGGCCGCUCCGUAAAAUCCAACAGCCUAAGGUAAUCGCUGAAGUGAUUGCAGGGGUGUUGCUUGGACCUUCAGUGAUGGGGCAUGUCCCAAACUUUACCAAUACUGUUUUUCCCAAAGAACUGAUCGCCGGAUUGACGUUGGUAGCUAAUGUUGGUAUUAUCUUGUUCCUUUUUAUGAUUGGGUUGGAAGUUGACGUGCAGUUCAUCAAACGCAACUUGAAGUCGGCCCUUUCCGUAGGGCUUAUCAAUAUGGCGGUGCCCUUCGCCUUGGGUUGCGGUAUCGCUAAAGGGUUUUACAACCAAUACGCCGAUAAGGACAACGAAAAUGUAUCCUUCACUACUUACAUGGUGUUUAUUGCGGUGGCUCUUUGUAUUACCGCGUUCCCCGUGUUGGCUCGUAUUUUGACUGAGCUCAACUUGAUUGGUGAUCGAGCCGGCACUAUCGUCCUCGCUGCAGGAAUCAUGAAUGACUUAACGGGUUGGAUUCUUCUCGCACUCACUGUCACUCUCGCCAACGCAUCCAAACCAGUCAAUGUCGUGUACAUUUUAUUAUUGACUUUGGCGUGGUUUUUGUUCAUGCUUUAUCCAGUACGGAUUGUGAUGCGGUUUUUGAUUACUCGCUUCACCAACGAUAUGGUCACGGGUGAGCCGUGCCAACUGUCGAUGCUUAUGAUUCUUGUGUGUUGCUUCAUUCUGGCCUUCUUCACUGAUAUCAUCGGUAUCCAUCCCAUCUUUGGGGCGUUUAUGUGUGGAAUCAUUGUACCUCGUACUCGUGGAUACGCAGUCAAAGUUACUGAGCGAAUCGAAGAAUUGGUGCAAAUUUUAAUGAUUCCGAUCUACUUUUGUCUUGCUGGUCUCAAUGUUAAUCUUGGAUUGUUAAGUGAAGGUAUUGACUGGGGUUACACCAUCGGCAUUAUUGGUCUUGCUAUGGCUGGUAAAGUUAUUGGUGGGUAUGUCGCUGCUAGACUUAACAAACUCUUCCAGCGUGAAUCACUAGCUGUUGGGGUUUUGAUGUCAUGUAAGGGUAUUGUGGAAAUUGUCGUAUUGAAUGUCGGGCUACAAGCAGGUAUUAUCUCGCAAAAAGUGUACACUAUGUUUGUAAUUAUGGCACUUGUGACCACCUUUUUGACUACUCCCCUUGCGUUAUGGGUAUAUCCAGUUUCGUACCGUGAGAAACGUGAUAAAUACUUACGUGGUGAAUGCGAUUGGAAUGGCAACCCCAUAAUCAAAGCCGAUGAGGACUCGAAUCUGGAUGCCAACCUUGCACUGAUGGCUAUCUCAGACCUUGGGAAUUAUGAAAUCUCACGUACCACUUUAUUGCUCAAGAGUAUCGAUACAAUUUCUUAUCUCAUGCAAUUUUUGCAAAAUUUCGUCAAAGCAGGUUCUAGGAACGAAAUCAAGGCAGUCCAUUUGCGUGAGUUCACGUCAAGAACGUCUCAUUUGUUGGAGGCUCUGACCAACUUACAUGAUGAUCAAGUUAUGAUUAGCGAUGACAAUCGUGCUGAGUUUGGGAACUCUUCCGCCAUCUUGAUGAUUGUCAAAGCCUUUUCGGAGGUGUCAAAUUUUGAAUGUACGCUCAAGCUGGUGCUUUCCACAUUUCAAAACCACGUGUUGACUGUGAACAAUCAGAUACAAUCAUCUGAUGAACUUUUGCUCACAUCUUUGCGUCUUAGCAAUUUUAGUCAAGAUUCCCAUGAUUACCUAUUAUGCUCUCGGUUGUUCAACCAAGCAAAGUGCCAUUUUGGUCUUCUCCUCGUCAAUGAAAGGCUCGCUGGCUACCGCAGAUUCAGUCGUGACUCAACCUAUAAAGACAAUGUCGGGAACAAAGCAGGGGUGGUCACAACUGUGGAAGUGGAAGAAGAUGACUCGGCUGUGUUAUACGGGGAAGAGUAUGACACCCAUUUGAUUGACCCCAAAUCUAUCAAUAUCAUGAUUACAAAUGACAACAUCAUUUCUUCGAAUGAUAAACUUGCGUUGUUUAUUGUUUACAGACUUAUUGCAAGCAUAACAACUCAGGUGAACGUAUUUGUGAAAACGGGUUCGCUUCUGCUGUCUAUGACUGCCCAACGUCAAGAUGAAAUCAAUAGUUUGUUCACUGGGAAGAAUCCUGGACUUGAAGUCAACUUUUUCAUGUUCAAAGAAAAUGUGUCGAAGCAAAUCCACAAGUACCAUCCAAAUAUCCGUACCGAGGUGUUUGUUGUCGGGAACAACAGCCCAGUGGUUCUGGAUGCGGACACUCAACUGAUUAGUAUCUUUGACGAUGGAGUCAAGGAAUUGCUCAACGCCAGUGUGGAGCAUCAAUUUCAUGUCUUAUUGAUGAAGGCAAAAGGUGUGUAG
Molecule: messenger RNA, 2469 nt
Organism: Diutina rugosa
Lineage: Eukaryota; Fungi; Ascomycota; Pichiomycetes; Serinales; Debaryomycetaceae
Exons: 1
Coding region: 1-2469 (822 amino acids)
Biological process (GO): proton transmembrane transport
Cellular component (GO): membrane
Molecular function (GO): antiporter activity
Source: RefSeq, a predicted model, not a curated record